UCAAAUUAUGCCGCUGCUCGUCCUAGAUACACAGAAGACCUCCUGAAUAAAAUAUUCGAGUAUCAUAAAAGUGGCAGUGCUUUAAGUGUAGAUUUAGGUUGUGGUCCUGGUACUAUCACCAGCUACCUAUCAGAGCGUUCGAAUCAUGUACUGGGUGUAGAUCCAUCUUCUAAUAUGUUGAACGAAGCAAAGAAGCAAUUGGAUGGACUAAAGAAUGUCGAAUUACAUCAGGGACUUGCCAAUGAACUCCCAAGUUUACUAUCUGAACCAGCUGACCUCAUCGUUAGUGCUCAGGCUGCUCAUUGGUUCCAUAGUCCACCGAAUAACACCUCAAAUUGCGGUCUAUGGAAGGACAUCGGUGCAUCGCUCAGAUCUGGUGGUUCAUUAGUGUACCUUGUUUACGGUGACAUAGAAGUGCUAAACUAUCCUAACUUGAGUGCAUUUCAACGUGUUAAAGAUAUCUUGCAACCUUAUUGGCAACAGCCUGGUAGGCGAUUCCUUGUUAAUCUACUUCGAGAUGUAGAAUUCCCGGAAUGGGGUGUCAACACUCAAAGGCAGUUCUUUGAUAAAGAGACUGGCUAUGUACUCAAAAAUAGUACCUCAAUCAGCGCAUUCUCUGAGUAUAUUUCGACGUGGUCUAGCUAUUCCAAAUAUCUGGAACAGUCAAAUGCAAAUACACAACUUAUAGAACAGCUCAACAAGGAUAUCAAAGAGGAAGUUGGUGGCGAUAAACCCCUAGAAAUAGCAUUUCCAGUGGCAUUAUUUAUGUGUCAAAAAGAAUAAUGGGUAUAGAUGUACGUUUUGAUAAUUUAUGCCUCCGUGUCAUUCUCUUUCUGAUCAGUUUUUGCUGGUUUUUUUGCGAAGAAACCGUCCAAUUUCAUCAUCUUUCUAGUAUCUACUUUCUUCAGCUGCUCUGAGCCCCUGGUACCCUUCGCUGGUUUCUUCUGCUUGUCAUCGUUAUCUAGUUCUUUACCUUCGUCAUAUCCUUUGUUUGAACGGAUGAGAGUAUCAGAUUUGAAUUUUUCCUUGCUAGCUUUCUCCUCGUGUGCGUCUAAAUCUGGCAUCGGAUGCCUUUCCUUGAUCUGGGCGUGUAGACUUCUUGGUAUGCUAUACAAAAUGGUGUCAAUGAUGUUUUUCUUGUAUGAUUGCAAUGUUAAUUCUGGUGUCAGUAAAUGAUGGGGUGACGGUUCAAGCGACUUGAUGUCUCUCUCUGCUGUGAUGACGCUCAAGCAUCUGCUUAUCUUUCUAUCAAUAUAUUCCAUGAACUUUUCAGUCGAGAAUUUGUAAACCAAUUCAUCCUCGGAUAAUUCCUUACUAUCGCAGCAUUUAUCAGUCACAGACUUUAGUGCAUCUGAUUCGAGCAAGGGUAGAAGAUCUCUAGAUUCUGGGAAUGUAUUCCUGAGUGUGUCUAUAACAUCGUCAUAUCUACUAUAAGUAUUCCUAACAUACUCUGGUAUAGACAAUAACAACGCCGAGAGAAUGAAAGUAGGAUCAAGUGGAGUUGCAGUGAUAAGGUGAGGAUCAGAGACAACCAAUUGGUCAACAAACCAGCACCUUCGAUCCUCAUUACGCGCUUGAAUAGCAUGCAAUUCGUAUAUUUUACUACUUGUUGCUGAUAAUGCUACUAAAAUUGAUUGAUUGGUGCAUAAUGGACGCGGUACAUUCAACAAUGUCGCUUUACCGCGUUCAUUGAAGCAAUCGUCAGGUAAGGCUAUUAGCUUGUGUGACAUCCCUCUUCGCUGUUACCUUGAUACCAAAAUGUUGCUUCAUAAUGCGCCGAAAUAGGAAAUUCAUUUACGUGAAUUUAUUCCGAACUGGAUAAUUAAAGCUUAUUCAUCCACUAUGAUCGCCAAACUUGCCCUUUUGGCUUCUAUCGCUUCAGCUGUUAUAGCUGCACCCGUUACUUCUCAAUUUAAUAUCAAUAAGCGUAUACUUGAUGAUGAAACUGAUGAUGGGAAAGGCAUUCUUUUCCUUAACACAAGAGCCAAUGACUAUGACGCGCAACUUAUCGAUAAUGAUAAAGUAAACCUCCUUAAAGCAAGGCAAGAAGGUGGUGAUCUUGAAAAUGAUCUAGAAAACCCUUUCAAAGCAAGACAUAAUGAUGACGAUGACAGUCUCGUUGAUUUGCAUGUGCUCAAGAGAAUCCUCGGUUCUAACAGUGGCAAAGAUGGAGAGGGUAACAUCCUCGGUGUUGGUGUUCUCAAGCGCGCACACGAUCUCACCGACAGUUCUGGCACCAUUGACAUAGACCUGCUUCAAAGAAGAGGUGCUCUUGGUAUCGGUGGAAAUGGUUACAGAGAUUCAACACUUGGUUUAUUUGGUAGGAUAUUUAAUGAAAAUCCACACGACGAUGAUCCACUGAUUGGUGUACUUAAGAGAGGUGGUUUACUGAGUAAUCAUGCAGAUCACGAUAACACUAUCUCCUUGGGUAUCAGUAAAAGGGGCGGGAUCCUUAACGAUGGUAGCCCAGAGUUCGCUCACAUUGGAAUAAAGAGACGUGGUCUUCUCAGUGACAAUGAUGACAAGCUUCACGUUGGCGUAAAGCGCGAUGAAGUUGAUUAUGAGAAAGAAUCCAUCGGUCUUAGAAUACUUGAUAAACGUUCAGACGAUGAAAUUGCUGGACUUGACCUCGAGUUGCGUGAUCUAAGUGACGAUGAAGCUGUGAUUGUUCGUAGAGUCUUGGGUCUCACUGAUGGUGGUCGCGAUAAUGGCAAUCUUAAAAUUGACAACCCUGUUGGUUUAAGAAGAGAUGACGUCGCCGAUAACAAGAAAGAUAAAGAGUAUGAUGCGCAAUUAGCUACUGGUGCAUGUCUUUUAAAUGGUUGUGACACCGGCGGAGGCGUAAUUGGUGUUUAACUUGCCCAACUUUCACUGCA
This is a messenger RNA of Wallemia mellicola CBS 633.66, 2876 nucleotides long. RefSeq lists its product as hypothetical. The record is from RefSeq and is a predicted model, not a curated record. The coding region runs from base 1843 to 2856 and encodes 337 amino acids. The transcript has 6 exons. NCBI's taxonomy places the organism in Eukaryota, Fungi, Basidiomycota, Wallemiomycetes, Wallemiales, Wallemiaceae.